AUGGGGGCUUGGUUUCAGGGGUUGUGGUGCAGGUUGCCACUCCUCCUGCAUUUGAGUCCUCGAAUUCCUGCAGAUCAGCAAGCAGAACUGCGUGUGUUGGUGUCCUCAAAACCGCAGUAUGCAUGCUUCGCUGAAUCGGAGGAGAAGGCACUUCUUGUUCUUCCAGACUUCCAGCAGGAGGAGCUUGCAGCGUUGGAGAAGCGGAAAAGAAGGGUGGUGGGGCUGCCGUUUGUGCUCCGCUUUUUGCAAGACCCUGGAUUACUGAGCAAGGUUCCUGCAUUGCCACUCUACGACCUGAUCUACAGAUGCCCUGGAGCUCUAUGCUUUUCUGCCAUGGAGCCAUGGCAGCGAACACGGAGUCAGACCUUGGCCAAAUGGAUGGGUGCUCGUUGCGCGCAAGAUGUGGCAUCGGGCACAGAGCUGCUGGUGGCUGCUCGCGUCAGCAUCCACCCAGACUCCAAGUACCAGGAAGCUCUGGCACGGCGGAUUCCAAUUGUGAAGCCGAGUUAUCUUGAAGCUGUUUGGGAAACCAAGCGGCUGGUGGACGUUCAGUUGCACCAUUUGCUGCCUUUGGCUGGACUGGCAAUUUGCUUUGACGCAGACUGCUGUGGAGAUUCCCAGGGUCCCACAACUCUCAAAGAUGGAGCUGUUGCAACGGGAGGACAAAUCGUGCCCUUUGACAAGGCGGAGGUUGUGAUUGUGGCCGACACAUCUCGAUCACUGUACAAGGAAGCCCGGAAACGAGGGCAACAAGUGGCUCCUCCAAAGUGGCUGGAGCGCUGCCUGCAGAUUCGAUGUGCGCUACAGAUCUCUGGAGACCUGGAGGUCUGUGAAGACGAACAUGUUGAGUGCCACAACCAGGCGCCGUCUCUGGAAGCUCACCUGCCAGCAUGGAGUCGAAUUGCACAACGCAGCCGCGAGGCGGCCCGUGCCUGGGCUUGGCGCUGUGGAGCCUGGACCACGCUGGAUCCGUUGGAUCCUGCCAUCACUCACGUGCUCUUCAAUGUGCUUCUUGACGCAGCUGUUGUUGUUUCUGUGCCGACAGACAAGGAGAUCUAUUUUCUGGAUGUGUCUUGGCUGGAAGCCUGUGCCUCUGGCAACAAAGCUUUGGAGACGGAUUUCCCGAGGCAACAGGUCUCUUACAAUCCUACUUGUGACACGAUCUACAGCACAGCGAUGGGCAACGUGCGAGAGAUUUCUCGUGGUCUGAGGAGAGUACGCAGCACUGGUGCAGAAGACGUUGCAGACCCAUCGCUGACAGCAGCUCUUGCAGGGCGCCCGCUGUCGCGGGCAUUAUCGGAUCCACCACCUGUGGUACCUGCACCCGUGGCAGACAUGGAGCCGCAUAUUUCUCCGCCUUUGUCGGAGGGCAUCUUCACGGGCCUGGUUUUGGGGAUGGCUGGUUGGCCGCAUGACAUGGAAGCGCAGAUUGUGGAGCAGAUUUGCACAAACGGCGGCUCUGCCGCACAUGGAAUCGGGAGCAAUAUCAAUGCUUUGAUGACUGGCAAGCCCAACAUGUGCCUCUGCUGGGGAAAUGGGCCCCCAGUAUUUGCUACGCCGGCCCAAGUGCCACUUGUAACAGUACAGUGGUUGCAGGCGUGCAUUGCGGAGCAGACACUGCAUCCCAGCUCGGCGUUUCCGCACUUUGAGCCCGGAAAGCAUCCAAUGCCUUUGUCAUCCAUGUCUAAGUUUGUUAUCCGAAUAACGGGACUGCAGCAAGACCGCAAGAGCAGUCGGGAGAGGUGGCGCCUUGAGGAGCUGGUGCAGGUCCUUGGUGCAGCAGUUGCCCAGCAGAACACGCGUCGGUCCGAGUUGACCCACAUUGUGUGUGCAGAACCUUCACUCUUGCAAAGUUCAUUUGCAGAGCUUGCAGCGAAGCGUCAGAUUCCCCUUGUUUCCGUACAAUGGCUGCUCGACUCCUUUCGCCUUGGAAGUCUCCAGCCAGACGGGAAGUAUGGCAUCAGUGGCAUCAGUGGCAUCAGUGGCAUCAGCAGUUCCAGCGAUGUUUCUGCUUCUGCGACUGGAGGGCCGGUCGCAUGCUUCACAGCUGUGCUGGCCAAAUGUGAUAUCCUUUUGUCAAAGACGACACUGGCGAAUACCCCAGACCUGCAUAAGAUGGCCAAGGACCUCGCUGCAGCCUCUGUCGAAAUAUGGAAAACUGCAGAUGAGCUUCGCAAUUGUUUGCAAGCUCGGCGAGAGGGCCAAGCGAUCAUCGUGGUGGACAAGGAUGAGGCCCACAGAAAUGGACUGGAAUCUAUUGCUGCCAAUUUGUCCGAGCGGCAGAGCUUUGUACAACCCAGCUGGCUUUCAGAAACCUAUUCUCAGCGUCGCCGAUUGCCAGUGGAGUCCUUUGGUGUGUUUGUCACGGAAGAUGUGCAAGAACCGCGUCCAGCUCAAGGGGCUUCCUAUGCAUGGCAGCCAGCAGAGAUGAAGCGUUUGGAAGAGGUCUCCGAGCAAGCUCAUCAGGAAAAAGAAUCCAAGACCGGUGGCUCCAUCAAUUUGUUGAGCGCGAUCCAAGCCAGUGCAGAGCAGCAAGCUCGUCGCGACAAGGAAUCCAAGGCCGGUGGCUCCAUCAAUUUGUUGAGCGCGCUCAAAGCCGGUGCAGAACAAAAACUUGCAAAGUUGGGAUCCUGAAAAGCGAAGUUGGCCAGAGUGCCCAAAGCGGGCAGGGAAUCCGUGACAAGACUGUUCGGCGGAGUCUUCAUUCAAAGCAGAAUUCAGUGAUACUUCUGAUACUUUGACGAUCCUGUGCUGUUUGCACUUGAACAAAUCUUGAACAUGUUUCCAACGCAUCAGUCUCUGUGUUCAGCAGGCAGCUGAGUGAUCCGAGUGCAGAUAGGACCUGUGUGGUCCAGCAGCUUGUGAAAGCUUUAGGACAGUCUCAUGCAGAUGGGUUAGGUGUGACAAGAAGUGUCUGACUAUGUUUGAGAUAAACUUGAAUGACCAAUAGACUGGUGGAUGGGAACACACUGCGGGGUGGUGUCGGGGUCCCAGCAGCUUCUGACGAAACCAGAGCUGCAAUUCGAUAGCUGGAAGAUGUCCAUCACGGGCGGAUGGCAAAAGCAAA
Cladocopium goreaui is the source of this 3067-nucleotide messenger RNA. Lineage: Eukaryota; Dinophyceae; Suessiales; Symbiodiniaceae. The record is from the annotation of a GenBank genome assembly.